GAAUCGUAGAUCUAAAUUCGAUCCGGUGAUGGCGAGAUUCUCGGUGUAUGGAGGAGACGACGGAGAAGGAUCAAGCGACCAUCAAUCCCGGAAGCGACAACGACUUCCAUCCAUCGAUGAAGAUGAAGAAGACGCCGAGGACUCUGACGCCGGAAGUUCCGGGGAAGAAGACGAAGAAGAAACUCAGAACCCUCAUCGUGACGAAGAAGAUAAUUGUAGAGGACUGAGAAUGGAAUCUGAAGAUCGAGUAUCCACGAGCGAUGAUAGCGAUCGUGAAGUGGUGAUAGAGGAGGAGAGACGCGUAAACAAUCAGAGUUCUUCGAGCAGAGAUUCGCCACUUUCCUUAACGCUUUUGGAUCCGGAUGUUCUCGAUUGCCCAAUUUGCUGCGAGGCGCUAAAGAUUCCUAUCUUUCAGUGUGAUAAUGGUCAUGUAGCUUGUUCUGUGUGCUGCACCAAAGUGAGGAACAUAUGCCCAUCUUGCACAUUACCCAUCGGUUACAUUCGCUGCAGAGCCAUGGAGAAGGUUAUAGAAGCGUCUAGAGUCUCAUGUCCUAACGCCAAAUACGGGUGUAGAGAGUUUAUGCUAUACCGAAACCGGUUUAGCCACGAGAAGCUCUGCGUUUACAACCCGUGCUCCUGCCCUGUGCUUAACUGCAACUUCACUGGCUAUUACAAGGAUCUCAACCACCACGUCCGUUCUAAACACAGAGACGACGUGAUCCCAUUUGUGUGGGACAAUUGUUUAAGCAUUAGCUUGGACCUCGACAAGAAGACCACGAUACUUCAGGAAGAAAAUGAUCGGGACGUGAUUGUAGUUCAAGUUUUCAAGGGCUUGCACGUAGUGUAUGUCACUGUGAGCUGGCUUGGGCCUUUGGCACCGGAAGUGGGAAAGUUCUCAUGCUAUCUGCUAAAUCUAGCCGUCGAUAGCUCGCUGAGACAGGGAUUCAUGGUGAAGAACAUUCAGAAAGUGAGGAAUGAACAGCCUAAAGAUGGUUUCAUGGUGAUUCCUUCCUAUAUGCUGUCUGGUGAUUGGAUGAUUACGAUUGGCCGUGGCCAGGACUUUGUUCAUAAUCAUAUGGAAUUCGAAGAGAAUUCAAUUUGGGGAUGCUAUCAAACCGGACUAACCGGGUUUCAGAUACCAAUUAAAAAGUCGGUUUUAGAUGAGAAUGGACAAUCUGGUUUGUCGAUUCAGUUCUACUAU
Thlaspi arvense is the source of this 1201-nucleotide messenger RNA. Lineage: Eukaryota; Viridiplantae; Streptophyta; Magnoliopsida; Brassicales; Brassicaceae. The record is from the annotation of a GenBank genome assembly.